ACUUCGCUAUAAAUAGCCGCUCGAGCUUCAUCCCUGUUCCCCCUCACGAUCCUCUUGUAGCGAUGGCGCUGGAGACGCUGCGGCUGAGGAAGGGCGGGUUCGCCGCCGCCGCCGCCGAGAACAAGGGAUCGACGGCGGUGCUUGGUGGCGAGGUGACGGAGACGCACUUCCGAGGGGUGAGGAAGCGGCCGUGGGGGCGGUUCGCGGCGGAGAUCCGGGACCCGUGGAAGAAGACGCGCAAGUGGCUAGGGACCUUCGACACGGCGGAGGAGGCGGCGCGAGCCUACGACGAGGCCGCCCGCAGCCUCCGUGGGCCCAAGGCGAAAACCAACUUCGGUUGCCCCGGCGACCACGGGAUCCAGUCCUCCGGGCCGCAGAUCAGUUGGGGGGCGGUGCCACGGUGGCGAUCGGCGCUGGAUGGGCGCGAUCUGACCAUCGGCCCUCCGCCGGCUCUGGCGGGCGGCGGAUCUGGGUGCUUGGGGUACCGUUUGGGAACGGUUGAGGUGGCAACGAGGGGAGACCAGGAGAUGGAGAAGGCGCUGGGGGCGGCCAUGGGGAGGAAGGUGGAAGACGAGGCGGAGGCGGCGAAGCAGAAGCAGCCCUUCUCCUUUGAUCUAAAUCUACCCGCUCCUCUCUUCUGAGAUAGAUCCGACGGCCCAUCUCGCCCUUCUCCUCUUUUUAACCGUUUGGUUUUUUUUAUUUUUAUUUUUGUAACCCUUUUUCUCGGGUUUGUACAGUUCUUAUCAAUUUAUUUACGAGAAAAGGAGAAAAUGGGGCUACUUUUGCGGGCU
Musa acuminata subsp. malaccensis (wild Malaysian banana) is the source of this 791-nucleotide messenger RNA. Its product is annotated as ethylene-responsive transcription factor 3-like. Gene Ontology annotation, biological process: regulation of DNA-templated transcription. Gene Ontology annotation, molecular function: DNA-binding transcription factor activity; DNA binding. The record is from RefSeq and is a predicted model, not a curated record. Lineage: Eukaryota; Viridiplantae; Streptophyta; Magnoliopsida; Zingiberales; Musaceae.